AAAUCCAAUUAAUACCAGACUUCCAAUCACAUUCACCUUCUACCCCUCUCUCUCAUCUCUCUCUCUCUCUCAUCAAGGUCAAAAUAAAUUCCCAUAUAUUUCCCUCCUAUCCCCUCUCUCUGCAAACCUAUACAUACAAACAUUACACACACACACACAAUUGUCUUGAUCUAUUUUCUUGAAAUUGUGGUUUCAAAAAGAACCCAUUUUUAAUCUGUAUCCAGCACUCAUGGACGGUGGUCAGCAGUAUAAUCCUCGAACUGUUGAGGAGGUCUUCAGGGAUUUCAAGAGCCGUAGAGCUGGCAUGAUUAAAGCCCUCACCACUGAUGUUGAAGAUUUCUUCCAGCAGUGUGACCCGGAGAAGGAAAACCUCUGCCUCUAUGGGUUUCCCAAUGAGCGAUGGGAAGUCAAUUUACCUGCUGAAGAGGUUCCUCCAGAGCUCCCAGAGCCUGCACUUGGUAUUAAUUUUGCUAGAGAUGGAAUGCAAGAGAAGGAUUGGUUAUCUUUGGUUGCUGUUCACAGUGAUGCAUGGUUGCUUGCUGUUGCAUUCUACUUUGGUGCUAGAUUUGGAUUUGAUAAAGCUGAUAGGAAGCGACUUUUCAACAUGAUAAAUGAUCUCCCAACAAUAUAUGAAGUUGUGACGGGGGCUGCCAAGAAGCAGUCAAAGGAGAAAUCGGCCGUGUCAAAUCACAGUAGCAGCAAAGCGAAGCCAAAUCCAAAGCGAGUGACAGAAUCUCAAAGGGAGGUUCCAAAGAGUUUACAACUAAAAGAUGAUGAUGAGGAUGAGGAAGGCUUGGAAGAAGAGGAAGAUGAGCAUGGUGAUGCACUGUGCGGAGCAUGUGGAGAAAACUAUGGGCAAGAUGAGUUCUGGAUUUGCUGUGAUAUCUGCGAAAAGUGGUUCCAUGGAAAGUGCGUAAAGAUCACUCCAGCCAGGGCUGAGCAUAUCAAGCAGUACAAAUGCCCUUCUUGCAGCAACAAGAGGGCACGUACUUGACAGCUACGCAGGGCUUCAGAUCUCUUAAUUAGCUAAUUUAUGGGUUCUUAUUCUGGCAAUGAAAAAUGCAUUUGAUAAUUCACUCUUAGAUAUGGUUGUAGGUCUUUAAAUGUUGGAUUGAUUCUGUAGCUUGAAGAUUUGAAGUUUGAUGACUCUGUGUAGGUUGCAACAUGAUCCUUUACCUUUUCAUUAUAAAUCAGGACAAUAAUUUCACCUUCUCA
Messenger RNA from Daucus carota subsp. sativus, 1215 nucleotides. Its product is annotated as PHD finger protein ALFIN-LIKE 4. Gene Ontology annotation, biological process: regulation of DNA-templated transcription. NCBI's taxonomy places the organism in Eukaryota, Viridiplantae, Streptophyta, Magnoliopsida, Apiales, Apiaceae. The record is from RefSeq and is a predicted model, not a curated record. The transcript is spliced from 5 exons. Gene Ontology annotation, molecular function: transcription cis-regulatory region binding; transcription coregulator activity; histone binding. Gene Ontology annotation, cellular component: nucleus. The coding region runs from base 230 to 994 and encodes 254 amino acids.